Messenger RNA from Lithohypha guttulata, 1743 nucleotides. RefSeq lists its product as uncharacterized. The transcript is spliced from 2 exons. The record is from RefSeq and is a predicted model, not a curated record. The coding region runs from base 1 to 1743 and encodes 580 amino acids. NCBI's taxonomy places the organism in Eukaryota, Fungi, Ascomycota, Eurotiomycetes, Chaetothyriales, Trichomeriaceae.
AUGCAUCAUACUGCAAAUCGUCUAGUAGCCGCGCAAGCUAUCGAGAUUUUAAGAAUUCAGAAAUCACGUAAGGAAAACGUCGCGAUUUCGGGUGAGGUUAGAUCGUUACGUGAGGACAUCACCACCAGAAAGGAAGAUAUAGACAAUCUGCGAGAGGAGGUUUUUGUCCUUUGGACGCGAGUGGGCAACAUCGAGUCCGAGUUCGCUAUACACGAUGUCAGGCUAGAACCCAUUAUUACUGGCUGGGACGGGAUUGGUACCACGACUGAGGACAUCAGCACCAACCAAAAGACAAUGAAAGAUGAAGUCACAAGAAAGCUUGUGGCUCAACAACUUGAAUUUCAGGAGCGGAGCGCUCUCACUGAGAAGCUCAGCAACGAUGGGGCUGACCUUGUCGCAAGGCUUGACAUUUUCGAGCAUCGGCUCAGCUUGAGCUCUGCCAUCUCUGACAGCUUCAUUAGUCCUAUGUUGCAGCCUGUCAUUCAGCCGAACGAAGUAACACAGCUCGAUACCUACGAAGAAUUACCUGAAAUUAAUGAGCUUGAGCCUGAGCCUGAACUGACGAGCCUCGAAUCUCAACAUCUGUCUACGGCCAAAUCUGGAUUGGGUGAAAAUGUCAAGGCCGUGCAGCAGUAUGGUGCCAUCAGUAACAUAACACAUUCACUUGACAAGAGCACCGUGCAUCAUCGUGCUCACCAAGAAGAUGUGCAAGAAGCACUCCGAGAGCCACAAGCAUUAGCCUCACCUAUCUCCACUGGAUCCGAUGUCCUUCUACAAGAAGCAAGCAAUCCAUGUACCUUUCUAGCAAACACGUCACAUACUCCAAGAGACAUGGCGUCUGACCGCCACGCCUUAUAUCAGCUUCUCAAGCUCAGACAGAAAAACGAGCAGGAUCUAGUUCGAUAUUACAACGAUUUUGCCAAGGUCAUUCUGAUGCCACCUGAAGGAGAUGAAGUAGAGAGGAUCUGCGUGAGACGUUUUGUCAACGGUCUUUCGCGAAAGAAAGAGAAGGACUUCCUGACAGAGUGGCUAAACACCAGCGAGUGGUCUCUGCGAAACACGCGAGACGGCGUACUUCUUUUGUCACUCACGUCAGAAGAGGGUGAGGCUCCAGUCCUAUCGCCAGCUUCCACGCGCCUACAAAUAUUGAAAGCCGGGGAGACUGCUACAGGCUGUGAACCGCGGCGGACAGAGAGCCAAACCCUAGGACUGUUGGCAAUCGACAAGUCACGCAUUAUCCGCCGAAGAAGUCCUGCUUGUAUUUCAGCAGAGCGUCUCAGUCCGCAGUUCUCGACUGGCAGAAGGCCCAUGUACGCCGAAACACCAUUUCGACGAGCAGAGUCUAUCGAGAUGCCUCCGCAGCAUAUACAACGACCAUCUACGUCUCCACCUGAAGGUCCACUAAAUAUACACAUUUCUACCCCUUCCACACCAGCCGAAGCUCGUAAAAGAUCUCUGAACCAUGUCCCUUCGAGUCCACCGGAUCACACACAAUGGCCGGUUAGCAGGAGAUUAGGUAUGCUGCUAUGCUAUGGUGAAGAUGUUGUCUCAUCAGAUUGCUCUGCAUCGGCACCACCGAGCCCAACCACACGUAUCCUCGUUGCACGGAGGAGCGAUGCUGGCUCUCUAGCUGACAACACUCUUGGCGAAGACUGCCGGCUCAGAUAUAGAGGAAUCUUCGAAGAAUGGCUCAAGACUGGGAAGAAGAGGAAGCUAGGACAUCGAGGUCGCUUCGGGAUUUGA